This is a messenger RNA of Amyelois transitella, 2663 nucleotides long. RefSeq names its product zinc finger protein draculin. Gene Ontology annotation, cellular component: nucleus. Gene Ontology annotation, biological process: regulation of transcription by RNA polymerase II. The record is from RefSeq and is a predicted model, not a curated record. NCBI's taxonomy places the organism in Eukaryota, Metazoa, Arthropoda, Insecta, Lepidoptera, Pyralidae. Gene Ontology annotation, molecular function: DNA-binding transcription activator activity, RNA polymerase II-specific; zinc ion binding; RNA polymerase II cis-regulatory region sequence-specific DNA binding. The coding region runs from base 130 to 1779 and encodes 549 amino acids. The transcript is spliced from 5 exons.
CUACAACAGGCAACACUGGAUUUAAGAAAAUGGCGGAGCAUCGUUUUCCUUUUAGUGGUGAUGCUAUUUGAAAGAAAUAAAAUUUUUAAGGUUUAUUUAGUAUUGUGUUAGUUGAUGUAAAUAUAGAAAAUGGACUCUAGAAUAAACAAUGGCAUUUGCCGGUGUUGUGCUUCAGAAGGAACUUUUAAAGAUUUGGCAACCACCUAUCAUUGGAUGGGCGAGGAAGAAAUUUAUGCCGAAAUGUUGAAAGAAUGUUUUGAUAUUCAACUCAGUGCUGCGGAAGACAGCGAACAAGGCGGUAUUUGUGAAGUAUGCAUCACCCAACUCCGUAAUGCAUCAAAUUUUAAGAAGCAGGUGCUUCAUACAGAAAAACAGUUUAAGAAAAGAUUGCAGGACAAGCUUUUCAAAAGUAGCAUUGUGAAGGUGGAAGUCCCAGGGCCUGAUGACGACGCCCUGGAAUCGGACAAUGAUAACAAUGAUGAUUUCUCGGGCACUGAAUACGACGUCCCGAUCAAAGAGGAGGAGCCGGCUGACGAGCCGAAGCCCAGAAAGCGGGCGGCCAGGGCGACCACCUCCCGCGCCAAGAAGUCUAAGACCGAGCGCGGUGAAACAUCCACGAAACGUGGUCGACGUGUUAAAAAAGAAAGAGACAGAUUUCAAAACGAAGUCAAAGAAGGAGAAAUAAGAUCACCUUUCAAAGAAACUCUAAGCGAAAAAAAGGCUAAAAGAGAGGAGUUAAAGAAGCAUCAUAUGAACUUGAAAAUGAUACUGCAAUUUUCGAACGCAACACCCAUACGGUGCUAUGGAGGACUAGGGUACUCCUGUUUCUUCUGCGAUCAGCAGUUUCCAAAACCAGCUGAUUUGAAAAAACACACAGAUGGCACGCACUCUACUGUACAUAAUCUCCAGUUCAAGAAAAGGGGUUUGGGUGAUUACUUUGUUAAGUUAGAUAUAACAGCGCUUCGAUGCAAAUUAUGCCAGCAAAAUGUUGAAGAUAUAAAAACACUUAUGGAUCAUUUGAAUUCAGUACAUGAUAAGAAAAUAUAUAUGAAUCUGAAAGAUUAUAUCCUUGCCUUUAAAUUCGAUACUGAGGAGCUAAAAUGUCAUGUUUGUUCCAACAUGUUCACGAAAUUCAAAAAAUUACAAGAACACAUGAACGCGCAUUACAGAAAUUUCGUGUGCGAUAUUUGUGACGCCGGCUUUGUUAAUGAGAGACACCUGCUGACGCACAAGGAGUGUCACAUCUUAGGGACGUUCAACUGCAGUUUUUGUGACAAAGUUUACGACACGGACAGGAAGAAAAAGUUGCACGAAAAGGCGGUGCACAGCGUCAUAUCAAAAAAUAUGAAUCGCUGCGGCUGUUGUAAUCAAACUUUCAAGUCUUACCUCUCGAAGCAGAAGCAUUUGGUCGAAGCACAUGGAGUGCCAGAGCUGAAGAUUAAAUGCCAGGCUUGUGAAAAAGUGUUCACGAGUAGAAGGAUGUUCACUGUACAUAUGAAACGUGAUCAUUUGCUAGAGAGACCUCAUAAGUGUUCACAGUGCGACAAGAGUUUCUCUAGUUCUUUCACAUUGUCAAACCACAUGCUGACGCAUACGGGGCUGAAGUUGUUCAAAUGUGAAGUCUGCAAGAAGUCUUACGGAAGGAAGAAGACAUUGAGGGAGCACAUGAGAAUCCAUAACGAUGAUCGGAGAUUUAAAUGUGAACAUUGUGGGCAAGCGUUUAUACAGAAGUGCAGUUUGAAAGGACAUUUGAGUUCAAAGCACGGGUUAACGCUAUGAAGGGGAGAUGAAUAUAUAACAUGCAUUUCGGAUAUAUAGAGGACAAAACUUAGUUUAAACUCGCCAAAAUUGACCACUAGGUACACUCCAAAGUAGUGAUGUACAAAGGCAAAGGCAAAGCGUAUUUUUACAAAGAGCUCGGUGUCGUUCUAUUCAAGUUUAGAGAGUUCCAGAGUUCAAAUCUAUUCAAAGAAGACUUUGGAGUCCUUUGUCCUCGCUUAGGUCGCCUCGGUUGCCAUUCGGUUUUCUUGUAUUGCUUGGUAUCACUUCCAAAAACUGACUGAUGCGUGCGAGUGGAUUGUGCAGCUAGCUGGAAAAUUCCAGAACUGAUGUGCACGUGUGAAAUAAAUUGCUCUUCUGCUCCGAAACACUAAGCCUCGAAUCGUACAGGCAACAGCAUAUCACAUUUACCAAAAUUCGUCUUUAUUACCGCGUCAUAGAGUUCUAUGCAGGGUAACUUCAUGUGGGGUGGUGACAGCUUCGUGUCGUAGGUUCGUAGUUGUAGUGGUUCCCAAAACAAAAUAAGAUAAACCACUUAGCAUUUUACUUAAUAAAACUAAACUAAAUACAAACCAAGACUGCGUAUAAAUAAGGAAUCUCUACGAAUAUUAAACAAUGAAUUGGUUAAUCUUCAUACCGAAAAUGUUAAAAUUUUAUCUGUGAAUGAGUACCUAAUAACGUUGAAUUGUGUUGUUGAUGAGAAUAAUUAUGCAAGAUGUGUAAAUGUUAUUUUGAAACCUUUAUACAAAUGUUGUUUUAAUUUUACGUUGUAAAUGCUAGAUUUUGCGCGAGGCUUAUCAUCUGUGAAAAUUAAAAAAAAGUAACCUGUUACUGAAAGUUUUGUUUGUCUCUGUCUAUUCUGUAACGAUUCAUGGGUUUAGUAU